Molecule: messenger RNA, 2053 nt
Organism: Drosophila guanche
Lineage: Eukaryota; Metazoa; Arthropoda; Insecta; Diptera; Drosophilidae
Product: TRAF3-interacting protein 1
Exons: 2
Coding region: 141-1889 (582 amino acids)
Source: RefSeq, a predicted model, not a curated record
GUUCGUUGUCAAAUUAAUGAAUUAGUUUUACUUUAGAGUUGUUUUAACACUAGCAAAAAAUUCAUUUUCAUGAUUGGAAUGCAAUAUUCUCAAUCCCUUUGGCAGAACGUCCUCGGAGAGCACAAAAUUACUAGCACACAAUGAGUCAUGCAAUGCAGGGACCCCAUCCGUACCCGGUCCGACCCAAAACCGACAUCUUUCACGGCGAUCCAUUCAAAAUUCAGUCGUACAAAUUUCGCUAUGCCGAGCGACCCGUCUACCCAGUACAGCACUACCAGCGGCCCGAGCCACAGCCACAGCCGACCCCUAGCCGAGCGCCGCAGUUUGAGACAUACUAUCGCAAUGCCAAGUUUUCCCGCGAUCCGGAGUGUGCUUCAGCGACUCCGAGCGCCAGGAUGAUGGAGCAGGACAGCGCUUCCUUUGCGGAGAACCGGCGCCACAAUUACCUGCGCGACUCCCAGUUGCAGCAUAAUGUCUCGACGGAUUCUCCGCUGCUGAAGAGCUGCUGCAACCGCGGCGACUAUCAGACAAUGGAUCGGGGACAGAGCACUACAUCUCUCUAUCGAAACUGCAGCACCAAUGCAGCAGCUAUGAGCGCCUCUAGGUCAACAUUUGAGAAGAGGGAAAGGGAGUGGCAUCAGUCGGUUGCUGAUAGCAGCAGCUCCAGCAUCCAGCUGGUGCCCAAGAGAAGCGACUGCAGUGGCUGCGAGAUAAACAUUAACAAAGGUGCCCAGGAUUCGGAAUCGGAGGCGGACAACAAUUUGAGAAUCAAAAUUGAGACGGACACCUGUCUGCUGAACAACACGGACAGGGCGAAGCAACCGCCAGGACAUCAGCGCUCAAGCAGUGCCAGCCGAUCCACGGUCACCUUUGGCAUAGACAAGCGAUUGUCCAAAUUCAGUGUGGCCAAAAACAAGCCCAGGAUAAGCGCGGAGCAGGCAGCCAAGCAACGGGUUGCGGAGAGGGAGUUGGAGCUAAAAAUGGAGCGAGAACGCGCCAGGAAGCGGGAAAGGGAGCGCGAAAAUCUGCGCCAGCAGGAGAGGCAAAGGGACUACGAGCGGCUCCUCGAACUGGAGGUGGAGAGGGAGAAGGAGCGCCUCAGAGAGGUUGAACGGGAGUCUCAGCGACGCAAGGAGUACGAUGAGCACCAGGAACUCCUGCGACGGACAGAGCAAAAGCGGAGGGAAGUACCGAUGCCGAUGCCCCCCCUACCCGUCCCUCCUGUGAUAAUGACUUCCCAUCUGUAUAGGCGCACCUCUGACGAUCGUCUGCCCGGCAUGGUACACUUCUGUGACCGUCCGCCUGCCGCUGCCAGUAAGCGCUCCCAGCGUCUGCAGAGCUGCAACAAGAAUCUGCCAUCGCUGCGGGGCCAAAAGAAGCCAACAGCUCCGACCGUGCCUCCUCUAGCUUCCACGUUCACUGCUGCUUCUCCUAUCCCCAUGUACACUCCAGCUCCUGCAGAACCCAAGCACACUCCAGCUCCUGCUGUUCCCAUGUUCAGUACAGCUCCUCCUGUCAGGUCUGCCAGAAGUCUAGAGCGGACCAGUUCGGGUACGUCGAAUGGCAAUGUCCAUGUGUCGGUGAGCACCAAUGGUAGCCAUCGGCCAUCGACCACAGAGUUGUACGAGCAGAAGCAGCUGAACUCCGAUUCCCCAAUUCUCACUCGGCUCAAUAAUAUACCCAUUAGGAUAACAACGUCGCGUCCCCGAGACCGGGAUCUGGAGUUCUCAUUUAACCAAGUGCGGCUGCGAAAUCAUUCACCCAUUCCGGUUGUGAUACCACGGCUGAGCAGCAGUCGGUUGCUACAGGGGGACGAUAGCUCCGUGCAGUCAUUGAAUGUCAAUAUCACUGUCUAUGCGGAUACCAUCUCGCGUCGGAUGCGUAUGUAGUGGAGGGAGAUUCUAUGUAUGGGUGAUAUCAAUAUCAGGAGAAUUUUGGAACUCUGACCCUCAGGCAGGUGCAUUCGUAAAAGGAAUUUGUUUCAGAGUUGAUCUGAUGUUGAACCCACCUAUAAACAUACUCGAAUAUAUCCCAGAUGCGGCACUCGCCUGAA